Messenger RNA from Gasterosteus aculeatus aculeatus (three-spined stickleback), 3868 nucleotides. Its product is annotated as TBC1 domain family member 10A. The record is from RefSeq and is a predicted model, not a curated record. Gene Ontology annotation, molecular function: small GTPase binding; GTPase activator activity. Lineage: Eukaryota; Metazoa; Chordata; Actinopteri; Perciformes; Gasterosteidae. Gene Ontology annotation, biological process: regulation of GTPase activity.
UGAGGGAGAAAGCGUUUAUAAACCAGCGCAUGUUGUUUUUGUUCCAGACGUAAGCUUGACUUUGUAAGGCGGCCGCUAGGGGUAAACGUACCAACCCGCACCGGAGACUUCUGGGUCGAGUCUAAAUCUGUCCCGCACACUCGGGAUGACAGGACGGCGAGUCGAGACAUCCGUUCGCUGAGGACGUGACAAACUAGUCCGUUGACCGUCCUACACAUACUUUUUUUUUUAAUGGCUAACUAUGAAAUACAAAGUGAUUAUACCGGGUCAGCUCGUUGAAGGUAGGAUCACCGUAAGAAGAGUUGCGGAUUGUAGCGCUAGCUUUUAAAGCUAACUUCGUUAGCAGGCUACCGUUAGCUAGCUAAUGUUAAAUCAAAAUAAGCAUUCAAUUUGACCUCCGCUAACUAACGCUCCUGACCAUUCACUGUGGCUCCUUGGUUACGUUUGACGGCACCGAACACUUACAGACGAAACAGUACUUGGGAAGUUUUUCUCCCGUUCGGGAAUCAUGGCGUCGACGUGGUUUAGUUGGACAACAUAUGCAGAGGAGCAGUUGUGACUUCGGGCUGUCAACAAGCUCGCUGACGUUAGCUACCCUGGCUAGCCAGCUAGCGUUAGCUCUCUUGCUACCAUGGCCAGAAUGGAGAACGGCCGUCAGUCGAUGGACACGAGAAGCAUCCGGACCAUCAGCAGCAGUCGCAUGGACGACGAAAGCUCCUUGGGGUCCGACUCUGAGAUCAACGGAUUCACCAGCGACAGACAGACGGACAAAUACGGAUUCAUCGGCGGGGCUCAGCAGCACACGGAGGAAUCAGCGCAGGAUUUGCCCCCACAAGUGCUCCGGCAAAGGGAGCUGAAGUGGCUGGACAUGCUCGGCCACUGGGAUAAGUGGAUGAUCAAGAGAUUCAACAAGGUGAGGCUGCGCUGCCAGAAGGGAAUCCCUCCGGCGCUGCGAGGCCGCGCGUGGCUCUACCUGUCGGGAGGAAAGGUGAAGAAAGAGCAGAAUCAAGGAAAGUUUCAGGAGCUGGAUAGCCAGCCGGGAGACCCCAAAUGGGUGGACGUGAUCGAGAAAGACCUCCAUCGACAGUUUCCUUUCCACGAGAUGUUUGUGUCCCGGGGAGGACACGGGCAGCAGGACCUGUUCCGUGUUCUUAAGGCCUACACUCUGUACAGACCAGAGGAGGGUUACUGCCAGGCUCAGGCCCCCAUCGCUGCCGUGUUGCUCAUGCACAUGCCUGCUGAGGAUGCCUUCUGGGGGCUGGUACAAAUCUGUGAGAAGUACCUUCCUGGCUACUACAGUCCUGGCCUGGAAGCCAUACAGUUGGAUGGAGAGAUCUUGUUCGCCGUGCUGCGACGCGUCUCCCCACUGGCCUUCCGCCAUCUGGAGAAACACAAGAUCGACCCCAUCCUCUACAUGACUGAGUGGUUUAUGUGUGCCUUCUCCAGGACGCUGCCCUGGGCCUCCGUGCUGCGCGUCUGGGACAUGUUCCUCUGUGACGGUGUGAAGAUAAUCUUUCGUGUGGGUCUGGUGCUUCUAAAGUGCAUGCUGGGCACCCGGGAGAAGUUGAAGGCCUGCCAGGGCCAGUAUGAGACCAUGGAGCUCCUCAGGGCCCUGGAGCCUCGCUACAUGCAGGAGGGCUUCCUGGUCCGAGAGAUUCUGGAGGUGCCGGUGACAGCGCGUGACGUGGAGCGGGAGAACUACACCCAGCUGAAGCGCUGGAAGAAGAACCGCGGCGAGCUGAAUUUCAAAUCCCCUCCGAGGAUGCACGGCGCCCGGGUCGUCUUGCUGUCCGAGCCGCCGAGGCGCCAGGACCUGCAGCAGAACCCGACCAUCGUGCUGGAGGUCCCGCAGCCCACCCCGCAGCUCAAGAAGAAGGAUAGAAGCUUUAAGAAGAAGGGCAGCAUAAAGAAGUCCCAGCCCGUUGUGGAGAUCCCUAAUCCUUACUCCCUUCCCAACGACCCUGCACCGCCCCUCGCAGGUCCACAAGCUCCUCCCCCCCCAGCGGGCAACAAGUCGCCGGAGGCAGCGCCACAGACUGACACGGAGCCGCCUCGCCAGCAGCCAGCGCCUCCCACAGAGCCGCCCCCCGCCGAAGAGUCUCCUCUGCAGCAAUCCACACAAAGCCUUAGCAGCACCGAGCAAGAUACGUACCUGUAGCUCUUCAUCACUGUGUGUGUGUGUGUGUGUGUGUGUGUGUGUGUGUGUGAGAACCGAGCACCAGCAGCCUUCUGCCAACGACCCGCCAGCCUUUCCAAGGUCUAUUAUUCUAAUGUUGGACUGUUUGAUAUUCAUCUUGGACAUUAUUUUUUUCCUAUUACAUGACUGUGAUACACUAAAGCGUCACGUAAAACUAAUCUGUUACUUACUUAUUCUGUCCUCAAGUAUUCCGUUUGUUAGAGAGACUUGUUACUGAGUUGUGGGCUUCUAAUGGGACUCACAGAAUAAUGAGGUGGCACAGCUAAUGCAGGUUUUAUAUAGUUUUCCACUCCAAUUCAACACUAUGGAAUUUAUUGGUCACUAAGCCUUUUAUAUUUCACUAACGGUUUUGUUCACUAGAGGGCAGCCUGGCCGAGGUUUCCGCCGUUACAUUCCCUGUUCGUAGAGCAGAUCACAGCAGGUGUGGGAUUCCUACGCGACCUCACAUAACUUUGGGAGGUACAAUUCUGAGAUUGAGCUUUUUUUAUUUUUUUCUCUCUCUCUCCUUUUUUUAUGUUUUGUUUUCUUCUUCAAAUUGUGCGGCAUUGUUUUCUUGCUCAUCUUUUUGGUUAUUUGUUUAAACGGCAGUUUAAAUGUUACAUUUGUUUGCGCAUUCCUUGCUAUAUAUGGUCACUUUUUUCCCCCCACGUCCUUAGAAUAUAUGUGAUUUAGCUCCAAUAUUCACUGGGCCAGGCACUUCCAGACACUUUAAAGCAGCAAAGGGCCACACACCGGACACUGUGUCUAAAGCUUAUCAGUUUGAGAGCUGUCUCCUGCCAAAUGCAAUUCCCUAUAAAGUAUGUAUUUGUGCAUGUUUUCAAAUCACUUAAUUGUUCUGACCUUCUUCUCGGCUUUGCUCUAAUAUCCAGUUGGAGCCAAGAAUAUCUUGUGCGAAUUGGCUCCGUCUUUUUUACUUAUAUUAUGCUAGAAGUUCCAAAGUUUUGAGAUGACAUUAGAGCCGCUGUGACCAGGUGUUCUCUGUUCGUACAGUCAAGAGGGAUCAAAGGAUUUCAAGAUUUCUUUAGAGCUAUUUUGAAUAAUUUGAUGGCGAUGUAUGGAGACACGCAGAGGCUGUGCGCUGAUUGGACAAUCCUUUUGUGUCCUUUUGUCUUUCAUCACAAUGAUACAAAGUAAAGGGAGUUUUGUAUCCGUGUAAGAUGUGUUUUUGUAUGUAGUUUAUACAGAAACAAAGCAAUGCAUUUUUCACUUAUCAGAAGCAGUGUCGUUUAAAAGGAUAACACACAAUUGCAAGAAGCCCCUUCCCAGUAUAGAUCUUUAUUUGCUUAUACUACACAUCUCACAUUUUGCUAUAAUUUAAUUUAAUGCUCAUUGUGUAGAUAUAUCCUGUAAAAUAACAAUUUAUUUUCUAAUAAAUUUAUUUUUCAAUGUAUAAUGCUAUAUUUUACGUAGCAGUUACAUAAACCGAGAAGACAUCUCUAAAUAAUUUGAAGUGUAAGACGUGAUCUUUUUCAAUCAAUAUUUGUAACACUAGAAAAAUCCCAAAUUUGUGGGUGAUCUUUGCAAGUGAAAAUUAUUUUGUUACACUUAAAAUGAUCUGGUAUUGUCAUUCACAUUAGGAUUCAUAAGAUGUUUGACAAAAAUGGGGCGCUAUGCAUCAUCAUGUUUAAAUUGAAUGAAUAAACUUGUUUAAAGCAAUCAAAAAAAAUGUGA